Messenger RNA from Bufo bufo (common toad), 2312 nucleotides. It is a transcript of the gene PHF1, whose product is annotated as PHD finger protein 1. The record is from RefSeq and is a predicted model, not a curated record. Gene Ontology annotation, molecular function: chromatin binding; DNA binding. The transcript is spliced from 15 exons. NCBI's taxonomy places the organism in Eukaryota, Metazoa, Chordata, Amphibia, Anura, Bufonidae. Gene Ontology annotation, biological process: regulation of DNA-templated transcription; chromatin organization. Gene Ontology annotation, cellular component: nucleus. Bases 286 to 1920 code for a protein of 544 amino acids.
UUAUCAGGACAGGGGGGCGGGAGCUGGAGAGGCCGUGGGAGAAAAAUGAUCUCCGAAGGACGGCGCUUGGGUUAAUGAUCCGUCGCUAAUUUCGGCUCCAGAAUGAGAUUGGAGGCGGCCGUGAAGGGGUUAAGUGAGGGAGAAGGACGCUGGACUGGCUGAAGUGACACCAGCUCCCCCGCUCUGACAGGACUGCCGCACACUUUUCUAACAGGACAUUAUGCAAAUGUAGGCAAAUGAGGAGGCAAUGCUAAUUAGUAAUCAGCAGGUUCUUUUUAAAAUGUGAUGGAGGGGCGGGAGCCCUCGACCAGACCCAGCCGCACCACACCUGCCAGCCCGAGGGUGACUCCUGCACUGGUGAAACGGCCUCGCUUUCAGACUCUGGCGCGUUUUUGGGAGGGUCAAGAUGUUUUAGCUCGUUGGACAGAUGGACUCCUGUAUCUAGGCAUCAUCAAAAAGGUUCACGAGCAGGUGGACAGCGCACAAGAGACGUGUUUGGUUCGCUUUGAAGAUAAUUCCCAGUUCUCCGUGCUCUGGAAGGACAUCUUCCCCCCUGCUGUGCCCGGAAAGGAGCAGCUGUGCUGUGUGUGCAACUCGCAGGCGUGUACCCCCGACAAUAAGCUGGUGCAUUGUGGGAAGUGUAAGCACGCUUAUCAUCAGGAAUGUCAUGUACCCGGCGUGCCAUGCGAUAUAGAUAGUGCAGGGAGCUCCUGGAUGUGUAGACAAUGCGUCUUUGCGGUGGCUACCAAGAGAGGUGGCGCGCUCAAGAAGGGCCCCUUCGCUCGCUCCAUGCUGCAGAUGAAGCUGUCUUUGCCCUAUCAAUUAAAGUCUUUAGAGUGGGACCCACUGCACCUAACCAAUAAACAGCAGUGUUACUGCUACUGCGGGGGGCCUGGAGAAUGGAACAUGAAGAUGCUUCAGUGCUGUCGCUGCCUCCAGUGGUUUCAUGAAGCUUGUACACAGUGUCUGAGCAAACCUCUUUUAUACGGAGACAGGUUUUAUGUUUUUGAGUGCUCGGUCUGUACAAGAGGUCCAGAAAACGCCUGGAGACUUCCUCUGGGAUGGGUGGAUGUGUCGCACCUCGUCCUCUAUCACCUCAGUAUUUGUUGUAAGAAGAAGUAUUUCGAUUUUGAACGGGAAAUCUUGUCUUUUGUGAAUGAGAACUGGGAGAGUCUACUACUGGGAGAACUUACAGAUACCCCUCGUUCGGACAGGUACUCCCAUCUGCUCCACGCCUUGACAGCAGAGAAAGAAAGGUUUAUCUCUGGGAAGGAGAUUAAGAAGAAGAAGUGUCUGUUUGGACUCCAGAGCCGCGUCCCCCCUCCCGCCCCACAGACGACACUGACUGAGCUGAGGCUACAGGAUACAGACGUGAGAGGCUCCACUCCGUGUGUAAGUUCCCUUUUAGGGAGGAUGGGGGUCCUGAGAAGCCCUCCACACAAAACAAAGACACCAAGCAUAGAGAAGCGGACGCGGAAGGAGAGGCAGAAGCUGCAGAGAGCUGUUACCCAGGAUACGGUACAGAAUCCUUUUAGUUGUAACCAGGAGUACUUGGGAUACUGCGGUAGCCCCUACAACUUCCGACGCACUGGGGCGCGCUGCCUGCAGAGCCCUCCAAUUAGGAUGUUUGCCUCUUUCCACCCAUCAGCAAACACUUCUGGGACUGUGGCUGCUUCUCUUCAGUCCAGUGAGGUGUCCCCUGCAGUCUCAGAAGUGCCCCCUCUGCUCCCAGAGGCGGUGGACCGAUCAAUCCCUGCUCCAGAACCUUCCUCUCCUCCCGCACCUCCAUCCUCAUCUUCCUCAGAGGGCUGUGAGUGGUCAGAGUCACCAGAAGAGGGGACGAGGGUGCUGGCCCGGAGGGUCACCCCGGCGGGGUCGAUUGAAUAUUUAGUGGAAAGGGAAGAAGGAGAGAUCUUCUGAUUAUUCUACAGAGAUCCUGCGCUCAACUCUACCAUGUGCUACCUGCGAAGAUCCCAUGAUCUUAUUGUACAUACAAGGCUAAUCCUGAACUCUCUGUACACGCGUGUACAUAGCGCUGCUUGUGAUUCUCGUCCCGUCAUGUGUUUAUACAGCUCAACGAGGCUGCAUCGCAUCACACAUGGACAGAUUGAUGACAUGAAGGAAAUCCGAGUUUGUUUUCUUUUUGUAUCUCCUAAUUUACUAUGUGGGAUUGAAGGUCCGAUGUUCUGUCCGUUCUAGGCUAAGGUAUAAGAUGGUGUCUGUUGAAUAAUUGCACAGGUUCUCGUCUAUUAGAAUCUUCAUGAGAAAUCACAUCCAUGUCUGUCCAGGAUUAUUAAAAAAGUGACACAAGU